AUGCGCCCCAACCUCAACCCCCUCCACACUUCCUUCCACCCUCCCUCUUCUUCUUCUACUACUCCUCGUCCUCAAGACCAAGUUCAACCCACCAGCAACACCAGCCCAACAACCAGCCCAACCAGUCCCACCACCACCGCCUCAAUCUCCUCGCCCUCCCCACCCACCUCUCCCUUCUACAACCUCACCACUACAAGUCACCGACCUCGCCGCCUCCACCACAACAACAACCCGCCAACCCACCACCGCCGAGGCCGUCUCCCCACCCGCGAUCGCCACCCCUACUCCAACACCAACACCCACCAUCCCUCCUACUCCCCAUCCUCCACCAGCGCAAGCCCCAGCCCGGGCUCCCCCUUCCGCCUCAGCGCGUGUUCCCUCUUCGGCGCAUCCUCUUCAUCCCCGCGCCCGUCCUCAACCAUCUUCCUCCGUCGACGCCCCUCGCGCACAGAAGUCGCCCUCCGCGAAGAACGAUGGCGCGCAGAAGAGGAUAGCAUCGAGCGGCUGGGGCUCGAGAUGUUAGAGCCCAGACCCUCGGGCCCUUAUACCUCGGGCUCGUACGCUGCGUCAGCGGCCUUUGGGAUUGGCGGGUUUGAGGAUAUGGAGAUGGGGUUGGCGCCGAGUAUGAGUAUGGAUGGGGCGGUGGAGAUGGAUUCGUCUUUCUCUUCUUUUUCUUCGGGGUUGGGACUUGGGUUGGGAACUUGGGGACAACAGCAGAGGGUUGUCAUGGAGGGGAUAUUUGAGGUUAUGGAGGAGGGGAGAUGA
Aspergillus affinis is the source of this 765-nucleotide messenger RNA. RefSeq lists its product as uncharacterized. The record is from RefSeq and is a predicted model, not a curated record. The transcript has a single exon. NCBI's taxonomy places the organism in Eukaryota, Fungi, Ascomycota, Eurotiomycetes, Eurotiales, Aspergillaceae. Bases 1 to 765 code for a protein of 254 amino acids.